This is a messenger RNA of Vollenhovia emeryi, 5775 nucleotides long. RefSeq lists its product as uncharacterized. Gene Ontology annotation, cellular component: membrane. Gene Ontology annotation, molecular function: monoatomic ion channel activity; protein-containing complex binding. NCBI's taxonomy places the organism in Eukaryota, Metazoa, Arthropoda, Insecta, Hymenoptera, Formicidae. Gene Ontology annotation, biological process: transmembrane transport; monoatomic ion transport. The record is from RefSeq and is a predicted model, not a curated record. The transcript has 10 exons.
AUGAUUAUGAAAUUGCAGGUGGAUCGGGCAGAGAAGGAGGAAGGGCAGGGAGAGGGUGGUCUGGUGCCGUCUUGCAGCGGUGCUUCCGGUUCGAGGAUGGGCCCUGGGCCCGAUUCCGGCAGCAGCGCUCCCUCUUCGGUUCCCCAGUCGCUGGCUACCUCGAGGGACGACGAGGACGACGAGGACGAUGAGAGUAGCGGUAGGCGAUAUGGCCACGGAGGAUCGAGGUCAUCGGAGAUCUACCGUCGACGACACGCUAUCUCGGGCCAUCGGCAAGCCUUCGCGGGCAGGUCGGCCGGUGCUGGGCCCGCCGCCGCCGCCUCGACCACCUCGGAAUCGCUGGAGAGCUACGCCCUCGAUACGGAGAUUCCCGUCGCAGCCAGGAGGCCUCGUAGCACGAGGGGCUCGCAAAAAUGGAGUAACAGCUACAUCGACAGGAGCUGGUUCGACCGAGAGCGUGGGAGAGAUCCGCGGGACCCGCGCUCUAUUUUCCCUUUCGUCCUUGACUGGCGACCUAUUUAUCUUUCUGCCCGCAGAACGAAGAGCAAUCAACGGUGGAUGAAACUGCGCACGACCGUGCAGCUGUCCUCGGCGAUCUCCACGAUUCAGAAGAAGCCGCCACUGAAGCGCGAGGACUCGUUCCUGAAGAGGUUCUCCACGAGGCAGAUCCCAGAGAGCCAGGAGACCCUCGACACCGGCGAGGGCGAGGGGGACGCGACCGACGAGAAGGAGGCGGGUAACCGGCGCCGCAGGCGACCCCGCAGACCUCAGAAACCGCCGAAAACCGUGGUCAAUCCCGACGAGAACUUCUAUUAUUACUGGCUGAUGCUGCUGUCGGCCUGCGUCCUCUAUAAUCUCUGGACGCUGAUCGUCCGUCAGAGUCUGCCGGAACUGCAGGCGCUGGCGCCUAACACCUGGCUCGCUUGCGACGGCUUCACCGACCUCGUGUUCUUCCUGGACGUGGCGGUGCAGUUUCGCACCGGCUACCUGGAGCAGGGCCUGAUGGUCUACAACAAUCGGAAGCUCGCCGGCCACUACCUCAAGUCCAAGUCCUUCAUCCUGGAUCUGUUCGCGCUGCUGCCGCUCGAUCUGCUCCAGGUGAACCUCGGCAGCAACCCCAUGCUGAGGUUCCCCAGGUUUCUCAAGAUCUACCGGGUGUACAAUUAUUACUACAUGGUGGAGUCGCGCACGGUCUAUCCGAAUCUCUGGCGCGUGCUGAAUCUCAUUCACAUACUGCUCAUACUGGCGCACUGGUUCGGCUGCUUUUACUACCUGCUGAGCGAGGUCGAGGGCUUCCAGGGCGACUGGGUGUACCCGUACCGGCCCGGCGAGUACGCCACUCUGACCAGGAAGUAUCUCGGCUCCCUUUACUGGUCCACCCUGACGCUGACGACCAUCGGUGACCUGCCCACGCCGGAGACCAACGCCGAGUGAAACAGAUCGGGCGGCAAUCCCCGGAGCCUCGCUCGUCGCGGCCGACUGUCCCGGCUUCUGCAGUUCAAGCAUAAUGGAGGGUACGUCUUCACGAUAGUCAGCUACUUGAUCGGCGUCUUCAUAUUCGCGACCAUCGUCGGCCAGGUCGGCAACGUCAUCACGAACAGGAACGCGAACCGCCUCGAGUUCGAGAGGCUCCUGGACGGCGCCAAGACCUACAUGAGGCACCAUAAGGUGCCGGGCGGUAUGAAACGUCGGGUGCUCAGGUGGUACGACUACAGCUGGUCGCGCGGCAGGAUACAGGGCGGGGGUGACAUCAACACCGCCCUCGGUCUACUCCCGGACAAGCUCAAGACCGAGCUGGCGUUGCACGUGAACCUCUCGGUGCUGAAGAAGGUCACUAUUUUCCAGGAGUGUCAGCCGGAAUUUCUGCACGAUCUCGUCCUGAAGAUGAAAGCCUAUAUUUUCACCCCCGGCGAUUCGAUAUGUCGGAAGGGCGAGGUCGCCCGUGAGAUGUUCAUAAUAGCCGACGGUAUUCUAGAGGUGAUCAGCGAAACUGGUAGAGUCCUCACGACAAUGAAGGCCGGGGACUUCUUCGGCGAGAUUGGUAUACUCAAUCUGGACGGACUGAAUAAACGCACAGCCGACGUUCGUUCGGUGGGUUACUCCGAGCUGUUUAGCCUCUCGCGGGAGGACGUGCUGGCAGCGAUGAAGGACUAUCCGGAAGCGCAGGAGAUCCUGCAGAACCUCGGCCGAAAGCGGCUGAUGGAAGCGCAGAGGGUAGCUCGGGCGUGGCGCCGGCCAACGUCCCCCGGUCACGAUUCGUCCGACAACAGCACCGGCAAGAGGAUCGUUGACAAGCUGAAGAGCGACGUGAAGGGCCUGAAGAACGUCUUACGGAAGAGCAGGCGCAGCAACACUCGGCUUGAGGAGAGCCUGGAGCUUCAGCCACUGGCGCCGAAGGCGCCAGUCCUGAAACGGCAGCAGAAGAUCGACGACGGCCAGGACCUGUCUUUGCCCAAUAACCAAGAACAGCCAGUGUCACCGCUGGGCGCCGGUCUUCCGCUGCUGUCUAGGCUCAGGCUGUUGAAGGAAAAAGAGGAGAGGGAUGAACGGCGUAACCUGACGGAUACGCCGAGCCAUGCGGCGGAGCCGCACGCGCCGCCAGUUACAGAGGCCUUGAACCCCACGAAUCCAAACCUACCGUUCCUGCAGAGGAUACUCCUGUUGAAGGCAAAGAACGAGCAGGAGACCACGCAAGUGGAAAGGGAGAUGCCCAUCAAGGAGUCCCUGAUCCCUAGAAACACCAUUCCCGAGGAGACGAGCACGCAGUCGGACGAGCAGUCGUCCUCGGGUGGUCAGAGUGUCGCCGCGACCACCGUGACCUCGCAGGUUGAGAUGCGCGUGGUCAAGGUGACCAAGAAGCCCUGGACCACGUUGAAAAACGCGUCGCUGACCGCCAAGAACGAAUCGCCGCAGAAAAGCCCGCCAACCAGGAAGCUGCAGCAGACCAAGAUGUACGCCUCUGUCGACGACCUCUCGCCGGAGUACUGUGGUCUGCCGUUUGUCAAGAAGCUCAAAAUUCUCAACGAGAGGCAGAAGCUCGCCGAGCUGGAGAGGGCAGUCAGGAGCUCGUCCCUCGAUUGCGGCGAGAAUGCCGAGCCGGAGUUCGACAGUAACCUCACGAGGAGCCACUCGGAAGCCUGUGCCAUUGAGUAUGCCAGGAAGCUGGCCAAAUAUAAUCAAGAUCGACAAGCGGCGUCCUCGUCGGCGGCGGAUCAGCUGUCGCCGGAGAACGAGACACUUGAGAGGCGGAACCUGAAGAGCAUCCUGAAGAAACUGUCGGCCAGCAGUAGGGCCGGUAGUUCCGAGACCUCGGCGACGAGCACGCCGGACCGCGAGGCCGCGACCGCCGAGCUGAGGAGGCUGAUGAGAGCGCCGACGAUCGAGGGCUACGCCGCGCGGCACUCGAAGCUGUCCAAGAGCGUGACCUUCAACAAGUACACGCUGCAGAGCCCGCCGUCCGAGCAGCCCCUACAGCCGCCGUCGAAUUACCCGCUGCCCGACACCCAGGAUCAGCCGUCACUGCCGCCGCCCAAUAAAUUCAGUUUCCGUCCUGUGAGCAGUGCCGGUGGUGUCCUGCAAACGGUGUCCCGGUCACGGGAGGAGGAGUGCCUGGGCGAAUUGCUCUCCGGGAUCGGCGAGGUCAUCAAGGCGGGCCUGGAGGACAUGCAGAACAAAUUCGAGCGACAGUUCACGUCGCUCGAGUUGGAGGUCCGCAAGCGUGACGACAUAAUAUCGCAGCUGCAGUCGCGGAUCCAGGAGAUGGAGCGAAGGAAAUUGGCGCGAGGCGCGGACGACUCCGGCGGGGACAGCACCGAGCACGACGCCUCUCUGGAAGAGGAUCUCGAGGACGAUCGCGAGGAUCAUCCUUUCAUGCGCGACAGCUCCGUGGACACUGUCCUCGGGUCCGCGCGGCCCCGCGACCGGCGCUCGUCCUCGUCGGUAGGUUCGAGCUCGCGCAGUAGGCGAUCGUGGGAGGAGCACUCGGAGAGAGAAACCUUGGAGUUGCAGGAGCUGCCGAACUCGAUAGUGCCGCAAAGACUGUCGAGGGAGGAUAUUGCGAUCGACCUCGAAUCGAACAGCGACAGCAGGUCGGACGAGGAAUUUGACAUCAGCAGCCGCUGUCGCAAGGGCGACAGCGAUGAGGGCGACGAGGAGGACGAAGAGGAGGAGGAAGAGGAGGAGGAGGACGACGACGACGGGGACGACGCUGGCAAGAUCUGCCAGGACGGGUACAACAAUUGGGAGGUCGCCCUGCUGGCGAAGCAGCUCGAGGCGAGGAGAAGAAGCGGCGAUAACGCCAGCCCGGGUUCCUAGCGCAUUAAUGAGAUUCUAGAAAUACUGUGUUACCUCACGAACACGAUACGCUCCGACGGAUGGUGCAACCCGCUGGCUGGGUCUGGCGGUAGUGCAGCUUUUUGCGAACACGAUUAUCGCUCGUAUUCACAGGUAGACUUCGAUAGUAUGACCAGCUGCAACGAGACUAUGAUGUAGUCCGAUCUCGUGGGACGUCUCUGACACUUCUUUCUCCCUAUUUUAAUCCGUUUUUCAUCUACUUCAAUUUCCGAUAUCUGUGAUAGGUCUCCAGCUCGACGGAUCGGCGACCCUGUAUAAUUUUCUCCUUGCGUCGCGCCGAUAUUAUCUCGCGUACAAAACAAGUCCUCUCGCCUCCUUCUUCAGCCUUCGUCUUGGCUUCUUUUCUUCUUUUCUAUUAUAAGCGGUGUCCUGGCGCAGAUAUAACUAGCUUAAAUGAGUUGAUUUCUCUCAAACGUACAUUGAAUUGUAAAUAUUCACUGGUGUGCCUGAGGAAAUAUACAUGGGAUAUAUUCAGGACUCUUCUCUUAUACAGACAUCCUGAAUGUACAAGAUAUCUCAGAGUAGCUAUGUAUCAAUAGCAAGAAUUGUGACCUGCAGGGGGCUUCUUAAACGGGAAUUGGAACAUUUUCUAGUGGGCAAAAAUUAAAACUUGGGCCAAAAUGCCGCGCAACAUAGUACCCAAACGCCAUUGCAUUUUCAGAAAUAUACGUAUCUUUCGGCCAUUUUGUUGGCACUGUCCAAGCACUCUUCUCUACGCUCUCCUCCCCGAUUUAUUCAAUUCAAUCAUAUUCCUGAAAAGCUGCACCACAAACGAACGGAGAUAUUAGUCGGUUGUACGAAGCGAGAGGAGGAAUAAAUAAUUUUAGAAAAAAAAACAGAAAAAGCGUGAAAGAAAGAGGAAGAUAUAAACAGAGAGAUAUAAAUAUAAUUUGAAGCGACAGCACUUCAUGAGAAUAUAUUACGUAUACUGACCAGACCAAGCUCAAUAUUUCUAGAGUCUUUACAAGAUACGUCUAUUAAGCGACAAAUGAUUAUUAAAGUAAGAAAAAGAGAACUAUUAAGAUCUUGUACAUAUUAGCCGAUAAUUUAUUUAUUUAUGAGCGAAAGAAGAAGAGCGAAUGCAAGAGAGUAAGAUUAUGGAGAGAGGAGUAGGAGAUACAAAAUAUAAAAGUUAGUGCAAGAGUGAAUUUUACUGGAUUACAAGGAGAGAAGCAUUUUAGAUGCUGAUAUGUACCUAAUGUGCGGGCGAAAGGAACAUACAAUAAAGCAAAUGUUUUCAAACGUCGCAAUUAUCAUACCCUAAUCCCCGAGCAAUAACUUUGGCAACUGUUUCACAAUCAGUUUAUCGUAAAUUUUUCAACACACUGUUUGUUAUCAUAUAAGUAACCCGAUAUAUAUAUUUUACAAUUAAAACUAGACGAAUUAGUCAAAAUUAGACAAAACAAUAUAGAGGAAAGUCCU